Molecule: messenger RNA, 501 nt
Organism: Fragaria vesca subsp. vesca
Lineage: Eukaryota; Viridiplantae; Streptophyta; Magnoliopsida; Rosales; Rosaceae
Product: MADS-box transcription factor 6-like
Exons: 5
Coding region: 1-501 (166 amino acids)
Source: RefSeq, a predicted model, not a curated record
AUGGGGAGGGGGGAAGUGGUAAUGAAGAGAAUCGAGAACAAGAUAAACCGGCAAGUUACGUUUUCGAAACGACGGCUGGGUCUGUUCAGGAAAGCUCAGGAGCUCUCUGUGUUCUGUGAUGCCCAAGUUGCCCUUAUCGUCUCCUCCCGCUGCGGCAAGCUCUUCGACGUCUUUGCCAGCAGUCCCAGCACCAACGAUGUAAAUGAAAUCCUCAACCGCUACCACCAAUGCUGCUAUUCCUCACAAGAUAAUGUUGCUGAGAGUGAAACACAGAACUCAUAUCAAGAGGUCUCAAGAUUGAAAGUCAGAUAUGAAUCUCUUCAGAGUUGGCAAAGGAAUUUUCUUGGAGAAGAUCUUGAUAAAUUUCGUCUGAAAGAACUGAAACAUCUAGAGAAACAGCUUGACAGAACUCUUUCACGAGCUAAACAAAGAAAGAACUGUCUUGCAAAUUUACAUUAUAUAAUAGGUCAGAGUCUUGUUUGGAAAGCUAUAAUGGAGUGA